Colletotrichum phormii is the source of this 1216-nucleotide messenger RNA. RefSeq lists its product as uncharacterized. NCBI's taxonomy places the organism in Eukaryota, Fungi, Ascomycota, Sordariomycetes, Glomerellales, Glomerellaceae. The record is from RefSeq and is a predicted model, not a curated record. The transcript has 2 exons. The coding region runs from base 350 to 1021 and encodes 223 amino acids.
GCUUCAGCUCGGGCGGCAAAUCAUGAUCCAAAAUUUCAAUAUUCCUUAGCCAACUACCGAGCCGUGUUGACGAAGACGCUCGUAAUCCCUUCGCAAGACAGACUCAGCUCGCCAUAGGGCUGCAAUCACACGACUCAAGCUUUAGCUAACAUGGCUAUCGCGAUGGGAUAAAAGAUCAACAAAUUUGCGAGGAGAUGUAACAUUAUCGCUGCAACGUAUGCGUUGAAGAUGUCUGUAAUACGUGGUAUAACGCCAUAUACCAGUCGCGAGUGCGAUGAUAUCGUUCUUCAUCCCCUACAUUCGACUGAGUAUGAUCACUUUCUCGGUUACAUAGAACGCAUCAACAGCAAUGGUUGAAGAUCACAAUCGUGCGGCAGCCAUGGAGUUUCAUCUAUUUCCUAGGCUCCCAAUCGGACUUCGAGUAAAGAUAUGGCGGUUUAGUCUUCCACCCACUCGAACCGUUUCCAUUCGAUGCGAUACAGCCCAUUCAACCUGGGGAACCUCCCCGGCAAAGGUCCCGGCCAGCUUACACGCUUGCCGCGAAUCGAGACAAGAGGCCAUACGAUACUACGGCAACUUGAAGUUCGGUAUAGCUGGAGUACCCAAGAUCUACUUCAACCCUGAAGUCGACGUUUUACACUUUGGUCCGCUCAAAGGAUUCAUGGCCGCAUCUUCACAGUAUUUUUCUGCCAUGUCAUUGUGCGACCCAUCAGACUUGAGGGAUGUCCGCUACUUGGCCAUCGACGACUCUGUGCUGGGGCACGGGCUCGACAGGGGGGGAGCCGGCUCCGAACUGGCUACUCGGACCAUUCGUCAACUUCCGCUGCGCAUGCCGGGGCUGAAAGGGAUCGUGUUCGUGCGCAGCAAUGCUGCGUCUGUGUUUCGAGAGACGGACAACUAUUGCAGAGACCUUCAGACAUUGAUUCGAGUUGCAAUACGGGAAGUUACUGGCGAAUUUCCGGAAUGGAAGGUUCCUUCGUGGUGUACGGCAACAACUUGUACAGAUGAAAGUUUGUAUUAGGGAAGAUUGGGCAGGAUCCGUGUAGAUACAUGAACGGGAAUUCACUAGAACCUUCUGGGCCAGGAAAAUCUGCCGAUCAGAGGACAUACUAAACCUAUUCUGAAGUUCAAAAUAAUUAGCUGAAUAUUAUUACAUGCCUAAAGCUCGGGAUAGAGCCAAAGCUAGCCCAGGCUCCCAGCAAUAACACGAGAGAAG